AUGUUCGCCAAAUCCUCCAACUCGUCUUCCAAGACCACUUCCAGCGCUGCCUCAACUCACUCCACCGUCUCCACGGCCACAACCCUCAAUACUCGUGACGCCAAGAAUCACAAGUGGUACUCGCUCUCCAAGUCCGGCUCUGAUCCCAAGGACGCCGCUGCAAAGAUUGAGAAGAAGAGACUGCAUAACGAGGCAAUUGCCAACUACCUCAGCAUGCGCUAG
Molecule: messenger RNA, 222 nt
Organism: Penicillium griseofulvum
Lineage: Eukaryota; Fungi; Ascomycota; Eurotiomycetes; Eurotiales; Aspergillaceae
Exons: 1
Coding region: 1-222 (73 amino acids)
Source: RefSeq, a predicted model, not a curated record